AUGGUCGUGCAGGUGAGCAUCAACGGGCGGUGUCUGCAGAUCAACGGAUGUGACCGCUUCACCAGAUGGUUCUACGAGCCGCUGUCCUCGUUGCAGAACGGCAUUGAGUUGUCGCCAGAUGAAGAGGUGGUCAAGGACGCGUGGCAGGAGAAGUACAAGCUCCGCAAGCUCACGGAGCGAGGCGGGCUGCCCACAACCAAGUCGGCCUACAACGCAAAGCAGCUUGCCAAGUACCAGAUCGGGGCGCCCCCCGCCGACGUGAAGUUCAGCCAGUUCCUCCUCAACGACAGGAAAGUGCUGCGCUUCAAGGCGUUCUGGGACGACCACACUCCGUACGGCGCACGCAUCUAUUUCAUCAUCCACUACUUCCUUGCCGACAACACGGUGGAGAUCAACAUGUUCAUGAAGCGCGGCCCGCUCUCCAAGAAGAACGAGGUGCUGGCUGUCCCAGGCAUGCUCGCUGCGGAGGGCCAGAUCUACUUUCCCCGUGACUUGAUGGUGGGCCAGUCCAUCGACGUUUGGGGCCGCAAGCUCGUGCUCUGGGAUUGCGACGAGGCCACGCAGAAGUUCUACAAGGAGUACAUGGGCAUCGACCAGUGGAAGGUGACUCACCUGAAGUUAAAGCCUCCGCCGCACACGGGUGUGGGCCGAGAAGAGGACUCCUUGAUCAACUGCCAGAUGGUCCAGCCGAAGCCGCCGAAGAAAGACCUGGAAAGGCUUAUGAUCUACACCGGGGAAGUCUUGCGCUUCGAGUGCAACAUGGUGAAUGGCGAGCCGGAAGACGAGUUGCGAAAGCUGGUUAUCGCAUACUACCCAGCGGACGGUGACGUAGCGGUCUUUGAGGCGCCUGUGCGGAACAGUGGGCACAUGGGCGGCAAGUUUGCGGACAAGCGGAAGAUCAAGAAUCCGGACACCGGAGAGUACUUCAAGCUCGAGGACUUCUUUGUCGGCCAGACGGUCACCGUAGCGGCACAGCCACUUCAGAUCGUAAGAGCAGACGAGCACUGCUUGCAAUACCUCGAGGCCCGGCCCCGCGAGUUUCCCUUCGCGGACCCCGUGGCGUGCGCGCAGCGCGUGGCGCCCCUCGCCGGCGAGCCGGAGAUGCAGGACCCACAAGGUCUCGAGCCCGAGCGCCUCAAGGAGCUCGCGGCGUCCCACGGCAUUUGCCUCAUUGACCACGAGGUUGUGACCCUCCUCCGCCACUUUGGCAUUGCCGGAGAGUCCGACGACGCGCCGCCGAGAAUCCUGGGCCCGGAGCUCCUUGCCGGAGCGAAGUCGAUACCCGUCUGA
Symbiodinium natans is the source of this 1290-nucleotide messenger RNA. Lineage: Eukaryota; Dinophyceae; Suessiales; Symbiodiniaceae. The record is from the annotation of a GenBank genome assembly.